Messenger RNA from Toxoplasma gondii ME49, 5808 nucleotides. RefSeq names its product kinesin motor domain-containing protein. Gene Ontology annotation, molecular function: microtubule binding; microtubule motor activity; ATP binding. The record is from RefSeq and is a predicted model, not a curated record. The coding region runs from base 319 to 4629 and encodes 1436 amino acids. Lineage: Eukaryota; Apicomplexa; Conoidasida; Eucoccidiorida; Sarcocystidae. The transcript has 6 exons. Gene Ontology annotation, biological process: microtubule-based movement.
GUCAACGAUUCUUGGCGAAUCCGAAUUUGUUGUCCAUUUCCUGUUUCGAAGAGGUUGAAGUCUGCCAACUGCUCGUGGACCUCUACUCACGGGUUUCUUGGAGAGGGCUAGACGAUCCAGGCGAACUUUCGACACUCUCUGGCACAGGAGAGUCUCUCCAUGAAGCAUCGACGUAGACAGCGUCCGGAGGAACUAGGUCUUGAUUGGACAGACGGGUGACGCCGAGAAAUCGACUGUCCCGGGAAGAGCCCGAAGGCACCCGUUUUGACUCCGUCACACAGAGCAAACUAGAAGCGGCGUCUCGUCGAAGAUGCGCCAAUGGCUUCUGUGGACAAUGCAGCUAUUCAACCGCCAAAGCGGAGCAGCGAGACAGGGGGGCGCUGGGAUAGCGGCCUGUCCUCGUCUCCCGAGGCCGACGCUUCAGGACACUCGUCCUGUCGAAGGAUGACGCCAGAGACCGUGAAUGACGGAACGUCUCUAGGCUUUUUAGAGCCGGAGCUGUUGUCGGCUGGAUCGUCUCGUGUGCGCGUUGCAGUCCGCAUUCGAGGCUAUCCGCCGGAUGCUCCUCCACCUCCACAGACUGUCGUCCUGCGCAUGUUGAACGAUGAGACACUGCAGCUGAGUCGUCCUGCAGGCUUUUCCGCCAGCGCAGCUGCUGCCGCUGCCGCCGCGGCAGCCGGGAACUACCUAGGAAGCUCCAGCGUUGUGCGGUGCGGGACUCUGCCUCGGAACGCGGGAGUGUGUAGCGGGAGCACCCCUUGCUACCUCUCUUCCCAGAAAGAGUGGACGCAGGAGUACUCUUUCGACAGAGUCUUCGGCCCUGCCGCUACGCAGGAGGAGGUGUACGUCAAGACGACCCAGUUCCUGUUGCCUCAUGUCGUUCAUGACGGCGUCCACGCGACGGUCUUUGCCUAUGGAGCUACGGGGGCGGGGAAGACGCACACCAUGCUCGGCACAGACCAGCAGCCGGGAAUUAUGAGACGCGCAGUGCAAGACAUUUUCUUUCUGCUUGAGCAGCUGGAACGUUUCGGCAAAGGCUCCGCACCGACAACUUGUACGCGAGCGGCGAGUGGCCUGCACGCAAAAGGCCGGUGCGAAGCUUGCCCAGGGUGCGCCAUUCACCAGAGCUCCACGGUUCACGUCUCGUAUCUGGAAGUAUACAACGAGAGAAUCCGAGAUCUUUUAGAUCCCAGUCGAGUCUCCCUAGAAGUCCAGGAAGACUCAGGAAAGGUUCGUGUGAGCAACCUAUCCGAGCACCCAGUCGCGGGGCCUGAGGACGCCCUGGCCCUUCUCGCGCAAGGAAACAAAAACCGCUGCUGUGCGGCGACGGCGGCGAACUCGACGAGCAGCAGAUCUCACGCCAUUUUCCAGCUGGUCGUGAAGAGCGAGUGGCUUAGCAAAACCAAGGGCACUUUCGCCAAGACCGAGGCGAAGCUGUCUCUCAUCGAUUUAGCUGGCUCAGAGCGAGCGUCCGCGACAGUCAAUCGGGGCCACCGGCUGCAGGAAGGCUGCCACAUCAACCAGUCUCUCUUGGCUCUGGCGAACUGCAUCAACGCCCUCCACCUGCGACAGCAGAUGGAACGCGUUGCUUCAGGAGCUUCCGGCAAGGCGGCCAAAUGCCCAACUGGGUCGUCGAAACCCGACGCCGUGCCCGCGAGUGGACUUUCGGCCAUGUCAGGUCCGGUCUUCGUGAACUACCGAAACAGCAAACUCACGCACCUGCUCAAGUCGUCCCUAGAGGGUCACUGCCUCGUGGUGAUGAUUGCCAACGUCCACUUCACAGCUUCAGCCUACGCGGAAAGCAACAACACACUCAAGUACGCAAAUCGGGCAAAGAAUCUGAGGGUGAAUGCGGGGGGUCUCCGCGGUGCGGGACUGGUGGGGGCCGCGUCGACGUCACAGGACAAGGCCCGCCUUCUGCGGCUCGUGCACGAGCAGGCGCAGCAGCUCAAAGAGGAGCAAGAAAAGUCGCUUUCUCUGGAGCAGAAGUUAGAGGCAGCACGUCAGGAGAAUCAAGGUCUCCGACAAGAAUUGCAGCGAAAAGGUCUUCAGGUGGAGAAGCUGCUACGCCGAUACCAGGAGCUCAAAAAGGCACGCAUGCAGGGUCCCGGUGCCCCGGAGGCAACCAAAGAGAAUCGGGAGUCCAAUACGCGGUGUUCGUCCAAACGCGAUUUCUCCUCGUGUAAUCCAAAGGACCUCGAAUGUCUGAGCGACAGAGAAAAUGCAGAAGAUGUGUGCAUGUCGUCUUCGACGCCCAAGAGGCAGUUCAUCACACGACCGGACUCACUACAAGGUUGUGCGUGUUUUGUCUCCUCCAAGGGGGAGACUGGAGAUGAACUAGCUCUUUCCGCGAAUGUGCAGUGUCCCGUUAAAUGCUCGGGAAACGUUGUGGAAGCCUCUCCCGCAUCCACCCCGCUUCGGCCAUGUGUCGGAGGAACCCCCUCUCGCCCCACCGGAGAGGCCGAGAGUGAUUCACUUCAGUCGGUUGACCCCAAGAGACCCAGUCGACAGUUACGGUCUGCCGAAAGGAGCCGAACGAGGCGCGCGGGGAUGUACUCACUCAAAACCACUGGAGAGAACUCGGAAGCAAGCCCCGGGGUCGAGGCAGCUCACAGUGUUGGAUGCCCUGCGCGACCUCCGUCCCCCAGCAGCGCCUCACUGCGCCGCUCGCUGCGUCUGGCCAGUCUGCCAGAACGCAGAACCUACGAAGCACAGUGCUCGUGCUGUGACGGCUGGCGUGGAGAUGACCAGCGGGCGUCUGAGGCUACGCUGCGGAGACAGGACCGGGAAAAUGUUGGGCACCCGCAGGACCACGACACCAAGAGCGAGCCGAGCACAUCUCUCCGUCGAGACGUGGACAAAGGUCUGUCGGUCGCUUCUCCGACGCCCCUCUCUGCCCGGCGAGAACGGAAACGCGGCGCGUCCUGCUGCGACAGCGCACUCUUCACGACCGCUGUGCCAACACCAGCGACUUCGGGGAUUCCUCCGACCUCUCCGUCCCCUGCAGAAGCGUCUGACAAGCAGACACUGGCGCCUGCCGAGUUUCCCUUGCUGUAUGGGUUGCGAACAUCUCCGAAAGAAUUGCCCUCGGACUGUCCUGAGUAUCCGCGUGGGCAGGGCGGAGCGGGAGCUCACGCGCGCUGUCACCGUAAGGCGGGACCGGUGAGUGAACAGGACAGUGGCGGAUUGCGGUCUGUGGAUCUCGAAGCAGCCGCCGCAGCCGUAGAGGAAUCUCCGGAGAAGUGCACAAAAACCGAGACGCUUCUCCGGCGAGGUGGCCGCCUUCCUCGGACUGGCAGUCGGGGGGCAGGGGGAGCUGGAGGGCGCAAGGCGAUCGGGACGACUGGGCGAGGUCGGGCACCCAUCUCGACGCAUGCAGCGCCUGCCUGCGCCUCGAGCCUCAGCAGUCGAGGCGGGAGGAAGGGGGUGCUCCCCUCAAAAGAGCCCAACAAAAACUGCCGGAUCGGCACGUUUCUGAAGGAGACGACGAAAGGCCCCACUUGCCGGGGGACGGCUCCUGUAGGAGCGCCGCAGCACCAGGCGAGGAGUGCUGACAGGAGGAGGGGAAACAGUCGCGAACGGCGAGGAGACGCCAACCUUGACUGGAGAGCGCCGGGCGAGGACAGGCAGGCCGCAAAGGAGGAGGGACAGCUCCACGCAGAGAGCAGCUCGAAAGACAAGAUCUCGCUGCAUCCGGCAACGCGUAGCAGCGCCAAUGUGGAGACAAGCAGAGAAUUGAGGGCUCUCCGAUCUGACUUCGGCUGGCAGUCACGAGAGAAGAAACGACGAAGAAUCCGGGACAUGUCGGCAGCGAGCAGCACCACGGCAGAGGAUCGUUCAUUGCUCCGCGCGCAAAUGGCGACCAAAGACAGCCUUUCUCGCUGUCGAGCCAAGCGAGUGACGGGCGAAGGUGUUGUGCGGAAUGCUUCAUGCCUUCGUGUCGAGACCACGAUGGGAGAGGUAUAUCUGCCGCGGUCGGUCGAAAGCCAGGCAAGAGGCAAUGUCAUGCAAGAGCCUACAGCGCUGGAAGCCAGCACCACGCGAGAACCUUCCGUCAUGUCUGACACCUGGAGUUUCGCCUCCGAGUCAAGUUUCACGAAACCCAUGCAGUCGCGUCACAGUUUGUGCGAAAGUGAAAGUGGUGCAGCCGCUGAGGCAUCGAACGCAGCGGAGGGACCUACCUCAUCGGCUGCGAGAGAUCGCCCGUUGCUCACAGCUGAGAGGCAGUUGCAAGUCUGCCACCAAUCAACGGGGGCUGGUACAGCCCAUUCAGACACAGCUACGCGUCGCCCCAAUCGGUCUGCAGACGGGAGCUCCAACGCGCGCUUGGGAAAUGUAAAAAUUCCUGUUUGUAGCAGCAGCGACCGAAGUGAAGCCUUUCGGAAGACCAGCCAGUCCGCAUGCGGUCCAAUUAAGCGCCCCGAUGCGGCAGGAUGCUCGAUUCCGACGACUCCUCUUCUCGAAGCCGGUGCCACGGGUGGGCUCGCCAUGAAGGAAGGAGAAAAGCUUAUCUCUUCUCGCAGUGGCGACGGAGGGAAGAGUGUGAAACCGUGUGAUCUCGGGGCACGGUUCGGCUGUCUGAAGAGCAGAAGCACCUUACAGGGUGGCGCCGAAUCCACAAGCAGAUAAGCGCCGACUCGGGGCUCGGAAGGGACGUGCGCAGCUGGCUGUAGUGGGCGCGGGAACAGGCACUGACCCAAGUGCCGCAGCGAUGACAGAUCAGGUAUUUAGUUCUUUGUUUAAGCAGAGAGCAGUGGAUAAGCAGGACGGGGGGGAGCGCUACCUAAAAAGAAUGGAUAGUUAUCACCCAGGCUGUGUGUGCAGUGGCCCAGCUACACGGCUAGUGUCAAUUAAUGUAAGGUUCAACGGCUAAGGCGUUUUCCAGUCCAGAUAUCCGGCAGCUCGGUAGUGGGAAAAGGACACACGCGUGACAAGCAACACUUUGACGCGGAAAAGAUUUCGAGGCCGGAUUGGAUGGUAGGCCUCUCUCCCAAGGGUAGGCUUCGUCAUUGAUCUUACCACUCAUUGAGUCGGAGAACUGCGAUCUACCCAGGCUGUUCGAAGGCAACGAGUUCGGCUGCGUUAGUAAUCUCUGGAGUGUGAUGAGCAGGAAGAGUGAAGACAGUUUUUACGGCGCCCUUUGAUGGUUAGUAUAUCCCAGCGGCAAUACAGGACUUCACCACGGUUAUAGAAUUCACGAGACGCAGGCGGACCUGGCGUAGGCAAGCAGGUGCCACGAAGAUUUUGAGAGUUGUCUUUUGGGACGUCCGAAUAGACAGAGGAACGAAGGAGAUAACUCCGGGCGCAUGACGGGGCGGAUGCGUUAACGUAGCGAAACGCAAUCUUUGAAUAUGAUGCCAGCUUCAUGUACGGGGAGCGUCAUCUUUGAGGAAAGAAGUAUCGCCCAGAAGCUGCGGAGUGUGGGGACCGCAGCGAUUUGCCACACAAGGAAAGAGUAGACAGUCAAAAGCCAGCAAUAAGGUAGCGGGUAACUGACAAAGACAGAGUUCCUACUAGGCCACGACGAUGGGUCGUCUGCUUGAUCUGUUGACACAUAAUGUCCAAACUCCCCCGACACGCUUCAACAAUUCACGGAGUUGGCCACACUGAGUAGAGCCGGCGAGUACAUGCGGGUGAAGAAGCGUGCGAACUGUGCCUGUUGUUUUUUGUCGAGGAAUUCCUGUGUUUACAGGGGGUUACCGAAGCCCUCAUCCACUAUCGCGAAUUUUUGCCCAGUGCGCACAGUAUACACGGGGAAUGCUUUGCCGACAGGAUCUCUCGUGAACUCGUACAGUAAUCUAUCUGCAA